AUGAUGGCUUUGGCCGGACAUUUGCAAACUGUCGAAGCUGAAAAGCAAAAGUUGAAAGCACAAGUUAGACGACUAUGUCAAGAGAACGCUUGGCUUAGAGAUGAGCUCAAUUCAACACAACAAAAACUUCAGAGUAGUGGACAGGUACUGUGGUUCAGGCAAGUGGCACAGUUGGAAGAGGAGAAGAAACAUUUGGAGUAUAUGAAUUCAAUCAAGAUU
Molecule: messenger RNA, 219 nt
Organism: Anisakis simplex (herring worm)
Lineage: Eukaryota; Metazoa; Nematoda; Chromadorea; Rhabditida; Anisakidae
Source: the annotation of a GenBank genome assembly